Messenger RNA from Adelges cooleyi (spruce gall adelgid), 1176 nucleotides. Its product is annotated as WD repeat-containing protein 74-like. The transcript is spliced from 7 exons. Gene Ontology annotation, cellular component: nucleolus; preribosome, large subunit precursor. Gene Ontology annotation, molecular function: protein binding. Gene Ontology annotation, biological process: ribosomal large subunit biogenesis. Bases 148 to 1122 code for a protein of 324 amino acids. Lineage: Eukaryota; Metazoa; Arthropoda; Insecta; Hemiptera; Adelgidae. The record is from RefSeq and is a predicted model, not a curated record.
UAACAAUAUACAAUAUAAAAAAAAAAGAUACUGAAUUGAUACUUUGUUUGAAUUAUUUACUUGUGGAGAAAUGUUUAUUUAUUUUUGAUACUACUAAUUUAAAGUUAUACUUUUUUAUUUCCAAUAUAAUAAUAUAUCUUAUCCACUAUGUCUUGGAAUUUCGACGUUAUUGUUGGACACAGUAAUGGAACUCUAAAAGGAGUUGAACUAACAAAAAAAAGAAAACAAGACAGUCUCCUAUGUUUUAAAUAUACCAAAUUAAUAGAUGCGACACAAAUCAAUAGCAUUACGUCUUUAAACUACAGUGUAGACUUAAAUGAAAUUCUUAUUGGUUCAAAAGGCACUAUACAAACUUUUGACAUAGAAAAUAAAGUGGUUAAUAAAGAAUAUACCAUUGAAGAGCCGGGAACCAUUGUUGGUGUUUUCAAAGAACAAAAUGCUUUGGUCACUGGAAUCGAUAACGGUAAAGUGGUUGUUCAAUGUUUUGAUAAUGCCAAAAAGAAUAUUUCAAAGAGCAUUAAUACUGGUUCAAAUAUAUCCUGUUUAAAACAAGCUCAUACAUCGAAUAAGUUUGCUACUGGAGGAAACGAAAACCCUUUAAAAUUAUGGGAUUUAGAAACGGGUAAAGUGGACUUUAUUGCCAAAAGUCCAAAACCGGAUAUGCUUCAAUUAAAACAGCCAUGUUAUGUAUCCGAUGUAGGAUUUUUCAACAACAAUAAAAUUGCAGUAUCUCAUAGACAUGGAGUGGUUGAUUUACACGACCCUUUGUCGAGUCAAAGACGACCUGUGGCUACGUGUAAAGCAGAAAAAAAUGGUUUUGUUAGUUUGACAACUAUUCCAGAUUAUAGUGAUUAUGAAGUCAUCGUAGGAUCGUCUAAAGGAUCAAUUUUCCAUUAUGAUUUCCGCGGUAAAUCUGCGUUGCCAGUCAAAACAUUCAGAGGUUGUACUGGAUCAGUUAGGUCGGUUUCCUGUAUUACAAGUUCCGAUAAGUUAUAUGUAAUGAGCAUAAGUUUGGACUGUCAUCUUAGAAUGCACAAUUUUUCCACUGGCGAUCUUACUGUACAGGAUUAUAUUGUUGCUAAGCCAUCGACGUUAUUAGUGAAGCCUGAUGUAAAUGCAUGACAGUUUAUGAGUAACUACUAUUGAUGAUUAAAUAAAAAAAGUGUCUUUGUUAAA